UCGAACCAUCCAAGUUCAACGGCACGUUUGGAGAAAGAGGACAUACAUCGUUCAUUGGCUUCGAUCGUUUCAAUAAGCAAUCGUCAGUGAGUGCACUUUCUUGAACAAUGAACGAUUAUAUUUGCUUCGGGUUGCUACUUGUGAGUUUUGUUAGUGUCUCAUUUCAAGUGUCACAAGCGCAAUCAAUUAGUUCAAUAAACUCCUGGAUUCCAUUCGUAGUAAGUUUAGAAAACGAAGGUGGCCAGUUCUGUUCCGGGGCUGUCGUCGGGACGCUGUGGAUCAUCACCGAAGCCAGUUGCAUAUGGCAACAACAUCCAUCUGAAUUUUCAAUAGGUAUUCCAUCUCAAAGCAACGAGUCGAUCGGCGGUUACCAUGAGAAAGUGAAAGAAUCCUACAUUCAUCCAAAGUACGGCCCAUCUGCUCCUUUGGAAUCCAAUAUUGCACUUCUAAAACUCAGAAGGCCUAUAGUUUCGGAUAACAGUAUUGUUUCAAUUGAGAUUGUAAAGGAUCAACCGUAUGGAGAAGAGAUACGGAAAUGUUUGUUAGUUGACUGGUUUAAACUUCGAAAUCCUGAAGCACAAGUGCAAUACCUAGAGUUAAGAUACUCGGAUGAUUGCGCAAAUAAUUCAACUCUUGGCCUUUGUGUAUCCAAACACGGAAAGAGUCUAUGUGAGUUUCACAGCGGAAGUCCACUGAUCUGUCAAAAAGAAAACAUUUUUGAGCUGGCGGCGAUUCUAGCAAGGAAGGAGCAAUGUUCUAAUGCAAAUUCGUGGAAGGCGUUUCUGGAUGUAACACUACAAGUCGAUUGGAUCAAUGGCGUCAUGUCUGGAAAUAUUGAUCACAUUCUCGCAACAACGAAAAAGGAAAACUAUUCGAUGAGACUUUCCCAGUUCAAUUGGAUGAUUGUGGCGAUCUCGUUUUUCAUUUUAAGUGCCACCAUAUUUAUAAAAGUUCUGAAAUCUGGUUUUAAAAUGCGUUAA
Messenger RNA from Topomyia yanbarensis, 980 nucleotides. RefSeq names its product transmembrane protease serine 3-like. Gene Ontology annotation, biological process: proteolysis. The coding region runs from base 108 to 980 and encodes 290 amino acids. The transcript has 4 exons. The record is from RefSeq and is a predicted model, not a curated record. NCBI's taxonomy places the organism in Eukaryota, Metazoa, Arthropoda, Insecta, Diptera, Culicidae. Gene Ontology annotation, molecular function: serine-type endopeptidase activity.